AUGGCUUCGCUUUAUGACGGUAAAUGUCACGCUAAUGCUGUACAUGGCCGCAAGUUUGGCGGCAAUGCAGGAAAAGCGGAUCACUCGAUCACGCCGCCCAGCCUAUCUAUCUCUAGCAUAAUCAAGGCCUUCCUCUUGGGCCCACCGCGCAUCCUAGUGCGAGCCCUUGUUCUCCAGUCUGCGUUGAAAUUCCGAGCCUAG
Penicillium verhagenii is the source of this 201-nucleotide messenger RNA. RefSeq lists its product as uncharacterized. The record is from RefSeq and is a predicted model, not a curated record. NCBI's taxonomy places the organism in Eukaryota, Fungi, Ascomycota, Eurotiomycetes, Eurotiales, Aspergillaceae. The transcript has 2 exons. The coding region runs from base 1 to 201 and encodes 66 amino acids.